Molecule: messenger RNA, 3683 nt
Organism: Cuscuta epithymum
Lineage: Eukaryota; Viridiplantae; Streptophyta; Magnoliopsida; Solanales; Convolvulaceae
Source: the annotation of a GenBank genome assembly
CGCAGAACUUAUUUAAGUAAUAGAGUUAUGGCUUCAUUUCUUUUACUGGAGCAAGAAAGAAAAAGUCACUCUCAAUUUCACAAGCAGCUAAUGACGAGCUGAAAGAAAGUUCGAUACUCUUUCUUCAAAUUCUUGCUCUUUUCUUUCAAAUUUCUCCGUUCUUCUCUGGGGAUUGAUAGAUUCUAGCAAGGGUCUUAUUUGAUGGGCGGAUAAAUGGGUUCUCUUGAAAGUGGUUUUCCAUUCAAGAAAGAUCAAAAUCACCAGCUUUUGGUUCGCCCAUCAUCAGGAGUAAGCAGGCUUCAUAGGCUCAGAUCGAGAUGCACAAGGGCACUGCUGUUCAAGAAGAUUAACUAUCUACAGUGGAUUUGUACUGUGGGGCUGUUCUUCUUCUUCAUUGUGCUGUUCCAGAUGUUGUUGCCUGGUUCAUUUGUGGAAAAAUCAGAAAAUUUCUUAAAGGGAAGUGAUGUUGGGUCUGGGGAUUUGGAGUUCUUGAAAGAACUUGGUGGAUUGGAUUUUGGUGGAGAUUUAAAGUUUGAGCCGUCCAAGAUUUUAGCUAAGCUCAAUGUCUCUAUUGGGUCUGGGAGAGCAAUGGGAUUCCCCCGCAGAAAACCCAAACUCGGAUUGGUGAGUAUUGAUAUUAGCCUUUAAAUUAUUGUUUGGGUUGUCUGGUGGAGAGUUGGUAUAAAUGUAUAAUGGUUUUUCAUUGUUCUGGUAGGUUUUUGCUAAUAUGUUGGCUGAUCCAUAUCAAGUAAUGAUGCUGAAUGUUGCAUUGGCUUUGAAGGAAAUUGGGUACGAAGUUCAGGUGCUUACCCUUGAAGACGGUCCUGUGCAUGCUGUAUGGAGAGAUGCAGGGUUUCCAGUUAGCACUAUAAAAAUUAAUGAGAAUAUCUAUGUAGAUUGGCUUUCCUAUGAUGCCUUACUCUUGAACUCGGUUGAAGCUGCCAGAGUGUUAUCUUGUCUUAUGCAGGAACCUUUUAAGAGUGUAGCUGUUAUAUGGACAAUCCAGGAAUAUGCACUUGCUGAUCGGUUGAGACAUUAUAAGUCUGGUGGCCAGAAUGUGCUUGUUGAUUAUUGGAGAAAAGUCUUCAGCCGUGCUAAUGUUGUUGUGUUUCCAAAUUAUAUUUUGCCGAUGUCAUACUCGAUCUGUGAUACUGGAAACUACUUUGUGAUCCCGGGGUCUAUUACUGAAGUGUGGGAAGCUGCUAGUUUUCUGGCUUCAAACAAUGAUAGUUUUCGUGCUAAGAUGGACUAUGGAUUAGAAGAUUUCAUUAUUGUAAUUGUAGGAAGUCAGCUUCUAUACAAAAGUCUCUUGCUGGAGCAAGCCCUUGUUUUACAAUCUUUGCGUCCAAUUUUUCAACACUCGGAAAAUGAUGGGAAUUCUAAUUCACAUUUCAAAAUGAUUGUGUUAGCCGGGGGAUCAAAUAGUAAUUACACUAUGGCUGUUGAGACAAUUGCGGUGAACUUGAAGUAUUCUAAUGGAACUGUGAAGCAUUAUGCUUCAGCUGAAGACACAGAAAGUAUCUUAAGUAUAGCUGAUGUAGUGAUAUACGCUUCCUUCCGCGAAGAGCAAUCAUUUCCAAACACUCUGCUAAAAGCUAUGUGCUUAGGGAAACCUGUAGUAGCCCCAGAUCUCACAAUUAUCAAGAAAAAAGUUGAUGACAGAGUAAAUGGUUUUCUUUACCCAAAACAGAAUCUUAGGGUUUUAAGACAGAUAAUGGCCCAAAUUGUCUCAAAUGGUAAAUUGUCACAUCUUGCUCGAAAUGCUGCUUAUAUGGGAAAGCAGACUGCUAGAAACCUUUUGGUUUCAGAGAGUGUUGAAGGGUAUUCUUCACUUCUGGAAAACAUCAUUCUCAGGUAUUCACCUGAAGCUGCAAAUCCACGGCCCAUUACAAAUAUUCCUCUCAAAUUGAAAUCAGAGUGGCAGUGGCAUCUCUUUGAACCACAUUCCCAUAAUAGAACACAGAAGACCCAUAUUUCACUGGAAAAGCUGGAAAACCAACUCAAUUAUACUGAAAAGGAUAUUUCUGUGGCCUUAAAUGACACCUUUGUAUAUAGUAUUUGGGAGGAAGAGAAAUAUAUGCAGAUGACAAAUAGGGCAAAGAGAAGAGAAGACGAUGAAUUGAAGGACAGAACAUUUCAAUAUCGUGGAACAUGGGAGGAAGCAUAUAAAAGUGCUAAAAGGGCUGACCGGUCAAGGAACGAUUUACAUGAAAGGGAUGACGGGGAGCUUGAAAGGACAGGUCAGCCAUUGUGCAUAUACGAGCCUUACUAUGGGGAAGGGACCUGGCCCUUUUUGCGACAUACUUCUCUGUAUCGUGGACUUGGACUUUCUACUAAAGGACGAAGACCCGGUCAUGAUGACAUCGACGCACCAUCUCGCCUACCACUGCUAAAUAACCCUUAUUACCGAGACAACCUUAAUGAGUUUGGAGGUUUUUUUGCCCUUGCCAACCGGAUAGACCGCAUACACAAGAAUGCUUGGAUAGGGUUUCAGUCCUGGAGACUCACAGCAAGAAAGGAAUCCUUGUCAAAGAUGGCAGAAACAUCACUGGUGGAUGCUAUCGAAGAAAGAAGAUAUGGUGACACAUUAUUCUUUUGGGCUUCUAUGGACUUGGAUCCAAGAAACCCACAUAAACUGGACUUUUGGUCAUUCUGUGAUACCAUUAAUGGAGGGAACUGCAAGUUUGCUUUCUCAGAGGCUUUAAAGAAGAUGUAUGGAGUUAAACACAAUUUAAGUAUUCCUCAAAUGCCAGCUGAUGGAGAUACAUGGUCAGUCAUGAAUAGUUGGGUUUUACCUACCAGAUCCUUCCUUGAGUUCGUAAUGUUUUCCAGAAUGUUUGUGGAUGCACUUGACUCAGAGUACUAUGAUCAGCAUUACCAAACUGGAUAUUGCUACCUGAGUUUGACUAAGCAGGAGAAGCAUUGCUAUUGUAGGAUGCUAGAGUUGCUUGUAAAUGUGUGGGCCUACCAUAGUGCCAGAAGAAUGGUAUAUGUGGACCCGAAGACGGGGUUGAUGCAGGAACAGCACAAGCUGAAGAACCGGAGAGGGAAAAUGUGGGUGAAAUGGUUCCAGUACAGCACGAUUAAGAGCCUGGAUGAAGAGCUGGCUGAGAUGUCUGACAUUGAUGCACCCCAAAAACGGUGGUUAUGGCCAUUGACAGGCGAAGUGUUCUGGCAAGGAAUCUACGAGAAGGAGAGGAACCAAAGGAACAGGGAGAAAGAGAGGAGGAGGCAACAAAGCCGGGAUAAGAUCUCGAGGAUCAGGAAUCGGACUCAUCAAAAGGUGAUCGGGAAAUAUGUGAAGCCUCCGCCUGAGGAUAAUAGUAAUAAGAAGAACAAUAGUAGUCUAAACCCAAACUCAACAGAAGUUGCUGAAGUACAGCAUUUGCUAUAGCAUUAAUUUUCUUACAAAGUAGUAGUCAAUGUCUAAAGAUAGAUAAGUUUGAUUUCAUUAGCUUUUGCCUCAAGGGUUGUCUUGGCGUUUUUUUCCUGGGCCCUUUUUCUUUUGCAUUGUUUGACCACUAAAGCAAACUCUGGGUACCAUUCAUAUUCAUUUAUUCAUUAUAUAUCUUCUUUUCCAGCAGUGUAAUUGCAUUGAAUCAUCUAUUAUGGUUUUUAUGCUCAUGUUUAUAACAUAAAGACUAAACUUCUUAUUCUGUGUAUACGGGGAGUGGAGCGGGGAG